AUGAGCAGGCUCAAGACUGAAAACUGGUUAACAGCUGCAGGGCACUGGGUAGUUCCAAAGCAUAAGUUCGUCCUUGUGAAGUUUGAUACACAAUAUCCAUAUGGCGAGAAACAAGAUGAGUUUAAAAAGCUGGCAGAGAGCUCAGGCUCCAGUGAGGAUCUUCUAGUGGCUGAAGUGGGGAUAUCAGAUUAUGGCGAUAAACUGAACACUGAGCUGGGAGAAAAGUACAAGCUGGAUAAGGAGAAAUUCCCUGUUUUUUACUUAUUCCAAGAUGGUGACUUUGACAAUCCUUUACCUUACAGUGGCCAAAUCAAGGCUGGGGCUAUUCAGCGCUGGCUGAAGAGUAGUGGCAUCUAUCUGGGGAUGCCAGGCUGCCUGAAAGAGUAUGACAUGCUGGCCAGCAAGUUUGUGAGCACCACUGAGAAAUCAGAACGCCAGUCCCUCCUGAAAAGGGGGCAAGAGAGUCUAGGAAAAACAAAAGAAAUAGAGAAGAAGUCAGCUGAGCAAUACUUGAAAAUUAUGAGCAAGAUACUGGAGCAGGGAGAAGAGUUUGCUGCUAAUGAAGUCGUCCGAAUCACAAAAUUGAUUGAGAAGAACAAGAUGAGUGAUGGAAAAAAGGAGGAGCUCCAGAAAAGCCUCAAUAUCCUUGCUUCUUUCCUGAAGAAGAAUAGUGAAAAAGAUGAGCUCUAAUAUGUUGGAGAACUUUGUACAAGCUGUGAAAAACACUGUCAAGAGUCCUAACCAGUUCUCCUAAUACAAGCAAACUUCCCAUUGACUUCAAGAGAGCAGCAGAUUUCCUUCUGGUAUUCUCAGUUUCAAAGACCAAGAGGAAGAUACUCCUUAAAAACACAGUAUUCUAAAUGUUCAAAAGUCACCUUAAAGCAAGACGCCAGUAUUGUGUAAUACUAUUCAAUGACAGUGUUAAAGUAGACAA
Messenger RNA from Chaetura pelagica (chimney swift), 934 nucleotides. It is a transcript of the gene ERP29, whose product is annotated as endoplasmic reticulum protein 29. Bases 1 to 690 code for a protein of 229 amino acids. The record is from RefSeq and is a predicted model, not a curated record. NCBI's taxonomy places the organism in Eukaryota, Metazoa, Chordata, Aves, Apodiformes, Apodidae. Gene Ontology annotation, cellular component: endoplasmic reticulum; endoplasmic reticulum lumen. Gene Ontology annotation, biological process: protein secretion. The transcript is spliced from 3 exons.